AUGUCGUCUGCUGUCGCGCGUCCUUCCACUCCAGUCAACGCACCGAGAACCCCUUCAGCGCUAUCUACGCCCGUUACUGGCACAUGGAAACAUCCCGAUUUGGACGAGAUCGUGAGGCGACAAAAUGCCUCCAACUUCACCGAUCGGAACAUGAGGAUGCUCAUGUACAAUUUUGGGGGCAUGGCUACGGUAUGGUUCUUUGGCAGGCAGCUAUGGAAUAGUCUUCCCAAUCUUCUCACUGAGGGAAAGCUGCUUCAUCCAUACUCGACGUGGAUCUACCACCUGCUGCAACUGGUCUUUUUGUUCAACAUUGCAUUUGCUCUUUUACCCUUGUUUCGAUCUCCAGACCAAAUUCAAGACAUCCCUCUUACGCCAGCCCAACGAAAGAUCCUUGGUCUCCCACCGAGUUCGACGCCAGCAACGCCCGAUACGAAAUUUAUUACUCCACCGAGAUAUGCGAGGACACCGACGCCAGUCAGUGGUUCUCCCAACAGCAGGGGCAGCUAUCCCAGCUCGCCAAUGUCUGGGAAAGGGAGUCCAAUGUCUGGCAGUGUAUCGGGUUCGCCAUUUUCUCCUAUAGCAAGUCCUUUGUUACAGAAAGCGAUGGGAGGUGGUAUGAAUGGGGCGAGGAGGCAUUCGUAUGGUUCUCCAAGUCCGUUGGGGCCUGGUGCAUCUAGAAUAAAUUUGCCAGAGGCUCCAGGGUCGCCGAGUCCGGCUGCGAAGGCACCGUCAGUCGGAUUGAAUAGUAAAUGGCUUUAUGAUAAAGGAAGGAGGAAUUCGGGGAGUAUUAGGCUUGGCUGA
Messenger RNA from Lachnellula hyalina, 801 nucleotides. It is a transcript of the gene POM34, whose product is annotated as Nucleoporin. Gene Ontology annotation, biological process: spindle pole body duplication; protein import into nucleus. Gene Ontology annotation, cellular component: nuclear outer membrane; nuclear pore transmembrane ring. Bases 1 to 801 code for a protein of 266 amino acids. Lineage: Eukaryota; Fungi; Ascomycota; Leotiomycetes; Helotiales; Lachnaceae. The transcript has 2 exons. The record is from RefSeq and is a predicted model, not a curated record.